AUGACUCAGACACAGUACAACGAGGACAUGGACAUGUUCAAAAGUCAGUCCUCUCUACCUCUGGGAUAUGUCGAUUCAUCUGCCGCCUUUCCCCUCGCUGGCGACAACUAUGUAUACCCACAGUUUGGUGGAGGUCGGUACCAAGAUCCAGAAGUCAAGCUGACACCCUCAAGGUUGAGAAGCAAUCUGAAGGCGACUGCACGGGACACUGGGGUUAUCAAGGGUGCCUUCGCUCGAUGCCAGAGAGGCCAACAGCCUUCUGCAGCAAGUCAAACCUCUGCGCACUCAGGUGCCACAGCUUUGGACCCACCUCACAAUGAUAACACCACCGCAAGUGGUUCACUCACUGUUGCCCCUGGCACCGGUGGCAGUCGUGAACCCUCGCCGUUUACGUCUGAUCCUGCUGCUUUCCAACCCUCAGCCCCCGCACCUCUUCAAGACAUGUUCUACAGCUCUAUUGGUGAGCAGCCUGCUUGGACAGGUCAACCAGCAUCCAAUAUGUUUGACCUCAUGGGUGGCGAUUCACUCAAAGCGUUACUCAGAGACCAGGGUCCAGGUCCUUCGGGCUUCACACAGGACUUCUCCGGUGAAGUUCCGCUGUUUGAUCUUCAACAACCGCCUCACUUCCUUCCUCAAGAUUCUCAAGCUCCUCUUGCACCUCCACCUUCCCCAAAAAUUAUCCCACCUACACCGCUGAAUGACGCCAACACACACACCCCAACUCCAGGGCCAAGUCAGCAACUUGACUUGAGUCACUACUCUCCUGCUGCUGUUGUCCGCAAACGGUUUCCAGAAGAAGCAGAGGAGCUACCUGUCGUGGGACGCAGAUCUAUGGAGACUAAUGCUGCACUUGAUGCAGGGUUCGCAGCAGUUGAUCAGACCCUGCUUGAGUUAUCUAGGUCGACCACAAUGCCAGUUCAUCAAGUGAUCAACCUCUUUAUGAAGAGCCGUGGACGCAAUGCAAGCAGCAUCAACUAUUGGAAUCUUUGUUCUAAUUACUUCAAGGAUAAUUCUAAGCAGGAGCUCGCUCAACUUCGUCAAAAUAUUCCAGCUGGCGAGCGCACUCCAAGUGUGACGGUGCGGAAAGAAUGCUACAUGAAGUUUAAGGAACAAUUCCCCGAUACGUAUCAAGACAUCCUUGAUACCCAUGAUGAGUUGUCAUCACUGGGUGGGUUGCCUCAAACAAUCAGUCAAUGUGCGCAGGCAUUCCAAAGGCUUCACAGAAGGGUGACAAAUAUAUUGGACGUUGCGUCUAUAAAGUUCGGCUUAGAAUCAGCCAUCGUAAUGUGUAGGAAAAUCGUCAACCAGGACGCUUCACUCGGUCAUGUACACAUGACACCUGGUGCGACAGAUUUCUUUCUGACUCGAUGCCGCGCAGACGAUGACAGUAUCAUCGGUCACCUCAAAGCACAAGUUUAUAACAAAAUAUCAUUGUCUGCUGUGGAGGACACAUUCAUGGACAAUGAAGAUGAUGAUGUGGCGUUCUCCAAGGACCUUGACUUGAAGGAUAUAGAGGAUCAGACUUUUGACCAGCAGGAGGGCUGA
This is a messenger RNA of Suillus paluster, 1545 nucleotides long. RefSeq lists its product as uncharacterized. The record is from RefSeq and is a predicted model, not a curated record. NCBI's taxonomy places the organism in Eukaryota, Fungi, Basidiomycota, Agaricomycetes, Boletales, Suillaceae. The transcript is spliced from 5 exons. Bases 1 to 1545 code for a protein of 514 amino acids.